GUGUACGUUUCUCUAAUUAAAAGACGGCGUGGAUUUGGAACUAGGUUUUCAUUAUAUGGAGUCAUAGCCUACACACAUUUUUCAUCAACGCUUUUCGGAGGGGUCUUCAUCUUUGGUUUUGUGAUGUAGCUUAACCAUGAACAUUUAGAUUUCCCCCCAUCCUGUUUCUGGGGCAGGCACAGGCUGUUUCUUGCUUUAGCCUACCUUGCAACUAUAUUAAACAUCCGUUGAGGCAUUGCGUUCUUUUGUAUUAUUAAAAGUUGGGAUCUAUCUGAAUGCUUGAGUGGAGCCUGUGCUUUUUUGCAGGCUGAAUAAAAGAAGUCGGGAAGAAAUCUGCCUUAUCUUUUCCUCUUUCAUCUCGAGUUCAUGUGUCGGCCAGAUCUCACUGCGUUGCCUCGCACAUAUUUUGCAAUAUAAUGUCUGGAACCUGCUCGAGACAUGCCUAAGCGACGCAAUGGGACAAGGCGACGAGAACGAUCGUAUUGUGAUUAACGUGGGAGGUAUCAGACACCAAACCUACCGUAGCACCCUUCGUACAUUACCGGGCACCCGGUUAGCUUGGCUCGCCGAGCCCGAUGCCCACAGUCACUUUGACUACGAUCCCAAGAUUGAGGAAUUUUUCUUUGACCGGCACCCGGGGGUGUUUGCCCACAUCCUCAAUUACUAUAGGACCGGGAAGUUGCACUGCCCUGCAGAUGUUUGCGGCCCGUUGUACGAGGAGGAGUUGGCAUUUUGGGGUAUCGAUGAGACUGACGUGGAACCAUGUUGUUGGAUGACUUAUCGGCAACAUAGAGAGGCCGAGGAGGCAUUGGAUAGUUUUGGGGGUGGGCCCCCCGAGAAUUCAGAGGAGGAUGGGGAUGAGGAAACGCUGGGAAUGAUCAAUAGGUUGGCUCUUGAUGGACCAGAUGCCAAAUCUGGGGGGCAUUGGCGACGUUGGCAGCGGUUGCUUUGGGCACUCUUCGAGGAUCCCUAUUCAUCUAAAUAUGCAAGGUGGAUAGCCUUCGCCUCCCUGUUCUUCAUCCUGGUUUCCAUCACCACCUUCUGCCUGGAGACACACGAGGCCUUCAACCCCAUCAUCAACCGGACGGAAAUUGACCCGCUGGACAACAGCACGCGGGUCUACCAGGAGACUGAGACCGUGGUCUUCCUCACCUAUAUUGAAGGGGUCUGUGUGCUGUGGUUUACAUUUGAGUUCAUAAUGCGAGUGACGUUCUGUCCGAGCAAGCUGGAGUUUUUCCGUAACACCCUCAACAUCAUCGACUUUAUUGCCAUCAUGCCCUUCUACCUGGAGGUGGGGCUGAGUGGGCUCUCUUCCAAGGCGGCUAAGGAUGUACUGGGUUUCCUACGUGUGGUACGCUUUGUCCGGAUCCUCCGAAUCUUUAAGCUGACUAGGCACUUUGUGGGACUGCGUGUCCUGGGUCAUACACUCCGAGCCAGCACCAAUGAGUUCCUGCUCCUCAUCAUCUUCCUCGCCCUGGGUGUGCUCAUCUUCGCCACUAUGAUCUACUAUGCUGAAAGGAUUGGUGCCAAGCCCAAUGACCCCCGAGCCAGCGAGCACACUCACUUUAAGAACAUUCCUAUUGGAUUCUGGUGGGCGGUGGUGACCAUGACAACCCUUGGCUAUGGAGACAUGUACCCUCAGACAUGGUCUGGCAUGCUGGUGGGAGCGCUGUGUGCUCUGGCUGGUGUGCUGACUAUCGCCAUGCCAGUGCCUGUUAUUGUCAAUAACUUUGGGAUGUAUUACUCCCUGGCGAUGGCCAAGCAGAAGUUACCAAAGAAAAAGAACAAGCAUAUCCCCCGCGCCCCACUUCUGGGCUCCCCCAAUUACUGUAAGUCGGAGGUAACCUCACCUCACCACAGCACGCAAGACGACACAUGGCCCCUGGCCCCACAAGAACCACCAGAAGAGAUCUUAGAAAUAAACAGAGCAGCUCCACAAGCUGUUUUUCAAGAUCCCAAAGUGAACGGGGAAACGUCCAAGGAGUCAGCCAAGAGAGCAGCCAAGGAGUUAACCAAGGAGUCAGCCAAGGAGUCAGCCAAGGAGUCAGCCAAGGAGUCAGCCAAGCAGUCAUCCAAGGAGGCAGAAAAAGCAGCACUGGCCAAUGAAGACUGUCCCCACAUAGACCAGAUCAUGUCACCUGACGACGGCCAGAUCUUAAGCCCUAUUGACCGGUCCGAGCAGCAGCCCUGCUUCCUGCUGGCCAUGGGCGGGCGGCCAGGCCACACAGCGGCCAGAGUCAGGAAGGGAACCCCAUCUGCAGCUAGCUCCUGUUCCACCGUGUUGUAUCGGUCUGUUCCAUUUUUGUCCCCUGGACUUUGCUGUCCGUCUUCAGCUUUUCGCUUCCGUCUCUUCUUUUUUCUGUGGUUAUCUAUCUGUGUUGCUUGUUCUCUGUCUCUGUAAACUGUAAACUUCUCAAAACUGAUCAUGGGAAGAGAGUCUUUAAUACCAGAAAUAUUGCAUUUUGACAUCCAUAGGAAAGAGCAGGUUAGCUCAGGUAGAUUCCAAAAGAUCUGAAACCCUACACCUAUGAAUGGGAGAUCAUAAUCUCUAAAUACUCUUGUGUGGCUUUUCCCCAUCCAAAUGGGGAAAAGGACCCAGCUGUAAAUAUUCACUGUAGGUGAAGUACUCUAACACUUAAAUUAUUGGAACCUAGUCUUGUUUUUAUUGAAGGCAAACCAUCAAUAGAUUCAGUAGUAAAUAUAUAUAUUUUUGCUUAUCUAUAUUCUAUUUCACAAUACUUUUUUACAAGGUAAAGAAUGUAUCUUCCCACCACAAGCACAACCACAAAGUAGCUACUUCAAAGACAAGUCCAAUUUUCCCAGUUUUGGUUGACUUCUUCUCCCGUUCUGCUCUUCUGUCUUUUAUUCUGUCGAUCUUCCUAUCCUGCUACAAUCCUGUCUUUCUCUGUUGGUGUGGCUCCCCCUCAGGGACAUGGUGUGCAUGAACACAGCUCCGACCCAACAGAUAGUUAGCCCAGUCACACACUCUUUUCCUCUGCUGUCCUCUCAGCUUGUCUCUUUCUUUCACUUCUCUGUAUCUCUGUCCCUUGUUUUCUCUCCCUCUCCUGGAUCACCACGGAGCAAGUUUUUUAUUUAUUUUUUAAAACAUUUGUUAGAGGUCCUCUUCCUCUGUAACCCCCCCCCCCCAUUGUCUUACUUUUCUCAAAUGCAUCCAUCCUUUUGAGAAUGACCAUUGACUGGCUGAUGCUGAGCAACCCAACCCUCCCGUGUAUUCUCUACCACAGAUCCCUGUAAAGAGGAGACUGUCUUAGUUAAGUAUAUGCAGGCAGAAGUUCUCAGAGUGACCUGAGGGGGGCGCACCACAGUCUGACUGAGUGGGAGAAACCAACGCUUUGGGAGAAAUCCCCCUCUCCAACAUUUCUUGAUUCCACGGAUGGAGGGCUUGACAGGGCCACAUUCACAGUGAGGAAGAGAAACAGUAGAUACAGAGGUUUCUUACAGUGAGCUCACCCGUCUCACUUUGGAGGACAGGUUUUCUCUCAAACAUCAAGAUCGAAGAAGUCCUUUUUGCUUUUCUUCGUUGUUGUUUUUGUAUGGACUUUUUCUCAAUGAAGAACUGUAGGACGACAGAAAGACAAAUAACAAAGGAACAUUGGUCUGACAUCUUGGCCUGAAUGGCCAGAAAGGGUGGAAUGAAAUCAAUAAGUAGAGGACAAUAAGAAUAACUGCUAAUGGCAUUUAUGUCACCCAAUACCAUCAGUUAAACAUGACUCUUUUUAUUUAGCAUGAGUUGCAUGGUGGACUAGUAAAACAUAAAAAAUAAACUAUAGCUAUUACGACUAUCCGUAUGAAGAAUAUAUUUUUCUUUUAACGAUUCCUCACUUUUGCAUACAAUUUAUGUAGCCAGACUAUUAAGGUGUUCAAUGAGAGAGUGUUUUCUUCUCACAUUUCUUCCUAUUCUUCUUUGUGGUACAGAGUACAUGUUACCUGGCAGCUCUGGUCAUAUUGACCACUAUUUCAUAACUAGAGACUUGAAGAAAGAUGGAGAAUAUACAUAUUUCAGCAAGCUCUCUAUUUUGUGAAAAGCUAAAAUAACGUUUGACCUUGUUUAUGUUGGCAUGCUUGUGAUCCUGGAUCUUACUGAGAAGAAUCAUUUAGGCUAAAUUAGUAAUCUAUGUUUCUGUCUACUGCUAUACGUAUUGAUGUAUACGAUCAAUUAUUUAUGGAGAACUUAUCAUAGUGAACCAUUGUUACUCUCACAUACUAAAUAUAUAAUUUGAACAGUGUUAUUUUUUUUAAAGAGAACUAGAAAAUAAAUCAUAAAGAAUCUGGUUGAGUCAGGAUGUGUCUGACCAUCUUUCCCCAACAACCUUUAGCUACUAUGAAAGCAGCAAAAAUAUGUGUAUAUUUUAAAAUAUAAAAUCAUUAUUUGCAAUUAAGAACAUGGGGGAAAAUCAACUGCAUGCACAAUGUUAUGCAACAUGAAAUCAAUAGGAAAAAAGGAGUUCAAGAAUACAACUCUAGCAUGAAAUAAAUUUUGUAUGAAACCUGUCAGAAGGGUCUGUAUUUCAUUGAAUGGAUUGAAUGUAUAUGAAUGUAUAUGAAUGUAUUUCUCCCUUUCUCUCCUCUGGUGUACCAA
Messenger RNA from Oncorhynchus gorbuscha (pink salmon), 4600 nucleotides. RefSeq names its product potassium voltage-gated channel subfamily C member 1-like. The record is from RefSeq and is a predicted model, not a curated record. Gene Ontology annotation, biological process: potassium ion transmembrane transport; protein homooligomerization. Gene Ontology annotation, cellular component: voltage-gated potassium channel complex; axon; neuronal cell body membrane. The coding region runs from base 455 to 2401 and encodes 648 amino acids. The transcript has 4 exons. Gene Ontology annotation, molecular function: protein binding; delayed rectifier potassium channel activity. Lineage: Eukaryota; Metazoa; Chordata; Actinopteri; Salmoniformes; Salmonidae.